AUGGCCGCACACCACGACCAACGGGCCACGACUCCACUAUCUCUGCCCGGCGAAUCAGCCCUGGCGAAGCCACCGCCGAAGCGUUUAGGGAAGCAGAUGCCGUAUGGGUACGGCGCCUACCAAAUGCUACACGCAUUCGGCGCACUCAUCGCAUUCUACAGCUACGGGCUGCACAACGACAGCUUCGGACUAACAGCUGGCGUAAUGGAUCACUGGUGCAGGCGGCCCGAUUCCAUGAAGAACCUCAGCGUGGACGAGUGGAAACAGCUGGCCAUACCGGUGGACGAGAAAGGGCAGCACAGCCACUGUACAAUGCGCGACCCCCCGGACGGUGGCCAUGCGGCUCGCAUCGUGCCUUGCGCAUCGUGGGAGUUCGACCUCGGCCAGUACGGGAACAACAUCGUCAGCCACUGGAACCUAGUGUGCGACAGGCGCUGGCUCAUCGACGUCGCGAGGCUCGUGUACGCGGCUGCAAGCAUGGCUCCGCUGCCCGCUGUCGGAGCGCUCGCGGACAGCAUCGGUCGCAAGGCGGUACUCUACUUAACCGUACCCGUAGUCCUCAUAUCGGGCACCGCUAGUGCCGUGCCGAAUGACUUGCAGUUCUUCGUGACUGCGCGCGCCAUCUUAUCAGCCUCCACGAGUGCCCUGAUACCACCUAUGUACGCGCUGAUUUACGAAUUGUUACCGAUUGAAAAAUAUUCUGAUUACAUAAUCCUGAUCGCGACAUCUGCGUUGUUGCUAUCACCGAUCACGCUGUUUAGCGCUCAACUCGUGAAGGCAGGAUGGGCGACGCUGCAGCUGAUACUGAUGGUUCCAACGUGCCUUCUCCUGCUACUUUAUUACACCGUCGAUGAGUCACCCAGCUGGCUUUUGGAGACCGGCAACGUCAAAGAAGCCGAGCGCAUCGCUUUGCGUGCGGCAAGUAUAAACAAGGUCUCCCCAGAGCACUGCCGAGAUCUCAUGGCAGCUCAGGCUGCGGUGAUUAAGGCUCGUAGUCGAGAGGCUGGAAAUAGCAGCGGUAUCUGCAGCCCACGGUUCAGAGCUUGCACAAUUACCAUGUGUUUUAUGUGGACUGCAAUAAGCUACGCCUUCGACGCCUUCGUCGUUAAUGACGGUGUUCCAGUCGGGGAAAUCACAACCGCGCUGAGUUUAAUCGUGUCCUUCAUUGUGCCCGUGGUCUUGGCUCCGUUCAUUGCUACCUUCGGCUUCAGGAACACCGUGAGCAUCUCCGCACUUGUCUUUGCCGUAACACUGACCAUCCUGGCCACUGACUUACGGGAGCAGACUGCGAUGCGUGAUUUGCUCGUAAUUAUAAUGCGCGCAACUGGAACCGCCUGCCUUACGUUCUAUCUCAUCAUAUACGUCGUCGCGUACCCGGUCAUGACCCGCUGCCUUAGUAUCUCCGUGGGUCUCGCCUUCAGCCGCUUGGGUGAUAUCUUAGCCCAGAUGAGUCCAUCGCUGCUUGGUGGCCGCCGCACUACGUUGCAGCUUGCCAUUGCUGCCGCCUUCAUGUCACUUUUCGUGGUGGGCGCCGAACUUGUGCCCUGUCACAUUGACGUUAGGCAGCAAUACCAAUUAGUGCCCAGCAAGAGCUCCGGACUCGGGACAAGCGAGGAUAGGAAGCGCGCCAUGCAAGAGACACUGGUGCGUAUGCCAAGGGAGCCCGUGAAGCACCGGGGCACCCCCAUCACGAAGGACAGAGCAACAUCAAGCGACUUACCAAUAGGAACAACUCCCGAAAAGACAUACUAG
Molecule: messenger RNA, 1752 nt
Organism: Dermacentor andersoni
Lineage: Eukaryota; Metazoa; Arthropoda; Arachnida; Ixodida; Ixodidae
Product: solute carrier family 22 member 6-like
Biological process (GO): transmembrane transport
Molecular function (GO): transmembrane transporter activity
Source: RefSeq, a predicted model, not a curated record